Molecule: messenger RNA, 3795 nt
Organism: Scylla paramamosain (green mud crab)
Lineage: Eukaryota; Metazoa; Arthropoda; Malacostraca; Decapoda; Portunidae
Product: proton-coupled folate transporter-like
Exons: 7
Coding region: 295-2298 (667 amino acids)
Biological process (GO): nervous system process; signal transduction; regulation of membrane potential
Cellular component (GO): plasma membrane; neuron projection; synapse
Molecular function (GO): protein binding; neurotransmitter receptor activity; extracellular ligand-gated monoatomic ion channel activity
Source: RefSeq, a predicted model, not a curated record
UGAAGAUCGGGAAAGGGAACUUCGGCCCGGCGCGACAGGUAGAGACGGAGGAGGGGAGGGCCCGGACGUUGGUCUCGCACUAACGAAAGCGACAAGGAGGGAGGGAGUGAGGAAGUGUGAGCCGAAAAGGGAGGUGAAGAGGAGUAACGCAGGCCAUUUACCGGUAUACGCGUCCCCUCAGUAACCAGGAUUUGAGUCAGUAUAAAACGCGUCCUCGGCCCUUUCCUCGCUCAGUGUAUCCGGGAGACGUGCCUGGUGGCGGAGGUGCUUGCUCGCGGUGAACUCGGUUGCGCUAUGAAGUCUGAGAAACGCUUAAAGUGUCUUCCCUCCCGCGGCGACGAUGACGGAGAGGCCAGACCUUGCCCACUGUCGCCCCCAAACUUGGCAUGGGCGCUGUGGCUCAAGUUGCGGGCCAUCCUCUCUGUGGUGGCUGUGGAGCCCGUCAUGCUACUGGACGGUCUCGGUUACUCCAUCAUGAUCGUGUAUGUAGAAAAUAUUCAGAUGGACAAAAUCUGCCUCGUCAACCUCAACUUAACACAAGAAGUAUGUGGCAACCUUUCCAGCUAUCCAGAAGAAAACAUUGCUAUGCAGCAAUACUUCAGCGUAUUUGGCAUGUACAACGGCAUAAUAAUGGCUUUCUUGCCUCUGUUUUUCAUCCUAUUCAUGGGCGCCUGGAGCGAUAAAUAUGGAAGGAAAGUUCCUCUCUACACAGCCACUCUGGGACACUUCUGUUGGGCCUUGGGCUACUUAAUUAAUUCUUGGGUGACGCAUUGGCCAGUAGAAUACCUGCUGGUGGCUGCCCUCAUGGACUCCCUUGGAGGCGGCACAGUCUCCUUCCUCACCGCAGCCAACGCCUACAUCAGUGAUGUGACUUCAGAGGAGUCACGGACGACAAGAGUCGGGCUGGCCAAUAGCAUAUGGUUCCUGGGCGGCCCAAUCGGAACAUUACUUGGAACAUACAUAUACAUGUACGGCGGAUACCAAAUCCUGUUCGGCACCUCAGUAAUGCUCCACUGCAUCUCUCUCACCUAUCUCUUCUUCCUGCCCGAGAGUCACGGACCCUUCGCCAAGAACAAGAUGUCAAAAGCUUGCAUCGAAAAGAGCGAAGAAGAAGAACAACCAGUUCGCCUGUCCUUCAAGAAGCCCAACGAGAUCGAGGAUGACCCCACCAGAAUAUCGAUAUGGAAGAUGUUCUUGGAUUUCUUCAACUACGAGAGGAUCGUGGACUCCUUCCGCUGCACAUUCAAGCCGAGGGGCGGAUUCGUGAGGAUCUUCAUCCUGCUCCUCAUUCUGUGCAAUCUUCUUCGCCGGCUGGGACGAGGCGCGUACAUGUACCUGUUCACCCGCAAGGUCCUGGACUGGAGGGAGACUGACUACGGACUGUGGGUCACCUACAAGAACCUCAUUGCUGCCCUCGGUUCCCUCGCUGCAGUCCCGCUCUUGUCUCAAGUCCUUAACAUGUCCGACAACUACCUUGCUCUAUUGGGCGCCUUCUCCUCCGUGGCUGACUACACCUUGUACGGACUUGUCUCCGAGAACACCGAAUUCUUGGUGUGGAUAGCUCCCACCGCAGCCCUCCUCGUCAAUUCGUGCGUCAUUGCCAUCCGCUCCAUUCUCUCCAAAUUUGUCACCGGUGACGAGUUAGGCAAGGUGUCGGCCGUCAUGGGGGCGCUGGACGGUGUUAUGCCUAUGAUCAGUUUUUCGCUGUACACCGCCAUCUACCACGCCACCGUCAAGGACUUCCCGGGCACCCAGUUCUUCUUCGGCGCUACAGCUAACCUUCUCAUGACCCUCAUAUUUAUCUUCAUCAUUGUGUUCAACACCACGCGCAGCUAUAGCAUCGAGGACCUCACGACUGUCGAGGGUUGUGACGCCGUAAAGCCCACUUCACUGAGGUUCUUCAGCGAGCGUCUCAAUAACCACCUCCGUCCAGGGGCAAACACUUUCGCUGAUCAGGACAGCGCCGACGCCCAACGAACCAACAUUGUUCUCUCUGGCGUGAACUUCCACCUUGGCACUCCUUCGGCAACGAAAAAGAUACUUAAGCCGAGUAAGAGUCAUACUUUAUCCGUUCUUAGUACUGUUUCUGAAAUGUCCGCCGUAGAGAGGCAGCGCAUUCAAGAGGAAAUAACGAAUCCUCAGAAAUACACCACAAAGUUGCCCUUGAGUUCCAAGAGAGAAGAAGGGGUAGGUGUUGACAACGCUGCCUACGUAACUUCUGAAGAUGAUACACAUGUCCCGCCCUCAGAAGCGGUGGCGGCUCAAAGCUCCAACAGUGCGGAGGCAGGAGCUGCCUGAAAUGUAUUCUUAACAAAUCAAGAAAGAAAAAAAAAAUUUUGCAUAGUUAGCGACCUCCUGUGUUGUCUCAUCAGGAAGUGACAAUACCUGCCCGCGCCCCAGGUCAGCUGGUGUCCGCGAAGAACACUGUGAUAUGCCUCUCUUGAAGCAGUGCGUUGUAGCACCGCUCCCAUAUGCCAGUACCCGCUCCUCAUACUCAUAAUGAAUACUGUGAACUGGUUUCACGCUGUCAUCGGUGCGGCAGAGAGGUGUUGACAGCUUUCAUGGUAGAACGUGGGUGUCUUUUUCAAGGUUAAUGACGUUAGUUCGUUCCUAGAUAUUUAGGGGUAUGAAUAAUAAAAAAAAUUGUUGUUGUUCUAAUUGACUGUAAGCAAAAAAGAGAUGAUUGAGAGAGAACAGUGCAGAAGCAGCAUUGAUGUGCCCGUAAGGUUCAUGGUGUGUCUGGAAGUGCCUGCAUAUGCAGACAAGUGCUUCAGAGCACCUUUGCAGAAGAUGACGAACAGACCACGUUUCCAUAUUAUUCUGCAUUAAGAAUUUUGCGUAUGUUUGAUGUAAUGUUAUAGAUUGUUUAAUAUCUUAAACAACAUUUAAGGUAAGGUUUGUUAAAGUAGUUCCAGCAUCAAUAUGAUACUCGAAUAAGAGACAAAAAAACAAAUGGAGUUGUUCAAAAUUCGUCCCGUAACGAGGGGAGCGUUGCAUACUAGAAGUUACGAAUAACGCUGGAAGAUAUGUAGCGUUGAGCGGCCUCGGAGUUGCUGGCUGCCCCUGCAGGAACCAGUCCAUCUUCAAUAUUGCUGAUGCCUGUGGGGAAGUAAUUUUGUGGACUGUGUGCUCUUAUACAUAUGUAUGGUAUUUGUAAUGCAUUUAGAAGCAGGAGCUGCCGACUGAGAAACAGUAGGUAGUAACACCCAGAAAACAACCAUGAAGCUAAUAUUUUCACGUGUGAGUUUGUUAUCUUUCGCCACAUGGCAAUGGGUGUGUGUUAGUCAGCGGCAUAGUAGUGGUCAUUCAGCUGUUCAAAACACUAGAACACUAUCUUUUGUCACUCGCUCACCUUUCACUAUUUUCCUCGCUCUACAUUUCCCCUGAACAAAAUCCUGCUGCCGCCCCUGCUGCUGCUGCUGCAAGCUAAAUUUGAAGGUAGAAUGAAUUAGUUCAGUUUGUGCCCUCUUACAAUUUCCUUAAUUUUAGGCAUUAAUAGUACUUCCUUGGUGGCUGAGCACGCCGGCCGCUGCGGUGGUGCUGACUGGCGCCUAUGACUGAACCAAACCACCACGCCAAAGUCUAGUCAUAGACCUGACCCUUCAUCACCUCAUAUGUGUGUUUCGUCACGAGGACCCGCAGUGCAGACUCUUGGGAGAACGGGUUGUGGGUCUUCCGUCAGUGAUGUGAAUCGCUACAUGUAAACUUUGUAAAAAAUUACUUUUGCCGCUUUUGUUGUCGCGUUAUUAUGCUGUGUAUUGACGGUGAAUAUUAAAGAAAAGGAAAUACAAAACA